AUGUUUAACGGACCAGUUAUCGAAACAUUCAAAAAGGCAUUAGCUGAGCAUUUAUUUGAAUUUAAAAGAACAUUUGAAAAAGAUGAAGUCAAAGAAUAUCAAUAUUCAAAACUUCCUUGUUAUAUUACAAAUGGGUUAUCAUACAGUAAUAAAAAGCAUUUCACAGUACUUUGUACAAGAGAUUUGAGUUAUGAUGAGAUUGCUUUCGAACUUGGUGAAGAACCUUACCAUUGGGCGGCUGUUGAAGCGGUAAGAGCUUCACCAUCAGGAUACAAUGGUGAUGAAAUCCAUAUCUUUGUACAAAAUAGACUUCAUUAUGAACAAUUAAGAAAUUUGGUUGUUGAAUCAGAAAGAAAUUUAAAAGAUCUUAAUGAUGAUUCAGUUUGUGGUCAAUGUGAAGGUGCUGAACAAGAUUUAUUGAAAACCAAUAUUGAAAAACUUCUAUCAAAUGCUUUUAUUUUUGGGAAACCAACUAAUUUAGAUCUUAAUCAAGCAAAUAUGUGGAAUAAUACAUCUAAAUGGAGUUCAAAUACUUCUACACUUGGUUGUUCAUUAAUCAAAUUACCAAAAAAUCAAAGUUAUCCAGAUGGUUAUAUUUUAGUAUUAAAAAAUAUCAAUUAUGAUAUGGAAGAAGUAAGGCAAGCUUUAAAACUAUACCAAAGAGACGAAAAAGAUAGAAUCGCAAGAGGCACUGAAAUCAAUAGACCAAAUCUUAAUUAUUAUUCUUCAGAUAUAGCUUAUUUAAAAUAUCUUGAUGUUAAUCAAAAACAUAUGGUUUCAACUAUCUCAAAUGAUGUUAAAUCUCUAGAACAACCUGAUACGCAUUAUAUUGUCAACGAUAGAGAAUCAUCAGUUGUUAGAACUUCCAUAUUGGCAUUUAAAGAUAGAUUGAGACAUCUUCAAGCUUCAAAUCCACAACAUCAACAUAGAUCAUGGUUUACAGGUGCUUAUCAUAUUGAUGGUAGAUUCAAUGGAUCAAACUAUGAAGCCUUUUCAACUAAAAAAAUCACUAAACGUGAAUUGAAGUCAUUAGUUAGAGAAAAUCAUCAAAAUUGGGGCUAUGAAAUUAAUUGUAUUGUUCCUACUUUUAAGAAGAUUUUACAUCAGAAACUUGAAUCAUAUGGGAGUCAUCGUUGGCCUGUUACUAUUAUUUCAGAACCUAAUAUCAAGAUAGAUACCAUAAAGAAUUCACUUAAUAAUAUCAAAGGUAUUAAAGAUUAUGGAUAUUGUGAAAAAUGUUUAAAUAAAAUUGAAGGUGAAGAUUCAAAAAUUCCAAAACUUGUACAAACUCAUUUUGCUAUUGGUUGUCAUCAUGCUAAUGAAAAUUUUAUAUAUUUAAACCAUGCACAUGAAGGUGCUAGUGGAUAUUCAGAAAUUGAUGGUUAUUUAUGGAAUAGAAAAGAUUAUCUUUCUAAAUUACAAAAUGAAGAUGAAUUUGAAACUCAAAGUGAAUUUGUUGAAUCUAAAAAACUUUUAACCGUAUUGGAAAUUCCAAAUUCAUCAACAUCUGAAUCAAAUUCUGAUGAUGAAACUGAUAAAGAUUUAAUUCUUAUUAUUAGGGAUGUAUCAUUGAGUGAAACAAAUGUCUUACAAGGACUUUUAGAACAAUCAUCAUCAUCAUGGAAUCGUUCUGAAUGCUUUUUAGUUCCAAAUAAUGUGAUUUCUGAUAAUAGAUUAGAUAGAUCAUCGCAACUACUUAGUGGUAAUUCUAAUGCAAAAUCCCAACCUCAGACUCAUAAUUUAAAGCUUCAAAUAACUUGA
This is a messenger RNA of Hansenula ciferrii, 1761 nucleotides long. RefSeq lists its product as uncharacterized. The coding region runs from base 1 to 1761 and encodes 586 amino acids. The record is from RefSeq and is a predicted model, not a curated record. The transcript has a single exon. Lineage: Eukaryota; Fungi; Ascomycota; Saccharomycetes; Phaffomycetales; Wickerhamomycetaceae.